GAUGCCAUGCUGACAUCAUGCUUCCUGACAAUUGCACCAACUCCAUCUUCACCUUCCUGGUGACUGGCAUCCCUGGGCUGGAGGCUGCACACAUCUGGAUCUCCAUACCCUUCUGUGCCAUGUUCUUCAUUACCUUGGUGGGCAACAUGACCAUCAUGACAGUUAUCUGGAGAGAGCAGACCCUCCAUAUGCCUGUGUACCUCUUCCUGGCCAUGCUAGCCGCCUCUGAUCUGGGUCUGUCCCUCUUCACCUUCUCCACAAUGCUGAGGAUCCUCUGGCUGGAUGCUCGAGAGCUGACCUUUUCUGCUUGCUUUACCCAAAUGUUCUUUAUCCACACCUUCCAGGAUUUUGAGUCAGCCAUCAUAUUGGCAAUGGCCUUUGACCGUUAUGUGGCCAUUUCUUGUCCAUUGCACUAUUCUUCCAUUCUCACCAAUAGAGUGAUUGCCUGGAUAGGUUUGGCUAUUGUGUUGCGAACCUUCACUGUACAAGUGCCCCUCCCCAUCCUCUUGAGGAGGUUGUGCUUCUGUCGCUCCAAUGUACUUUCUCAUUCCUAUUGUUUGCAUCCUGACAUCUUAAAACACUCCUGCUCCAACACUAGGAUCAAUAGCAUCUUUGGACUGUUUGUAGUGUUGUCCACUAUGGGACUUGAUUUUCUCUUUAUUCUUCUUUCUUACAUAUUGAUACUAAAAACUGUAUUAAGCAUUGCAUCUCAUGGUGGCCGCCUAAAGGCCCUCAACACAUGCAUCUCUCACAUCUCUGCUGUUACUGUCUUCUUCACGCCCAUGAUCUGUCUUUCUAUGCUGCAUCGCUUUGGCCCAAGACUUCCUUCACAUGUCUAUGCGACCAUGGCCAAUAUGCAUUUUCUCGUUCCUCCUGUGAUGAAUCCCAUCGUGUAUGUAGUGAAAACCAAACAGAUUCGAGACAAAAUUUUGAAACUUUUAAUCAAAAAAGGAACAGAAGAAUCCCAAGUAACAUUUAUAACAUAAAUAUUGCUAAAUGGAUAUAACACUAAAUGGUCACUAAUCCAACUCUCCUAUCUGAGAUUUUUUUUUACAUGUAUCUCUGUGUAGAUAUAGAGACAAAGAAGCAGUAGGUCCUACUAUAUUGUAUUUUUUGCAAAUUGCACUGGGUAUAGCAUUCUCUUUCAGCUAUAGAUAUUGUUGAAAGUUAUCAUGUAAAUUUUCUUUCUAAAAUUGCUUUUCAGCUCAGAUGCAUUUUUAAUCUCAAAACUUGUUUUACAAAAUGUGACUUGUGGUUUACUCUUCCAUUUUCUAAAAGACAAACCCUUAAUUAGGCUUUGCACCAUGUUGAUUCAUCAUCUAAAUUGAAUAACUUCCCAUUCAUUACAUCAAUAUUUAGAUGCAUUUAAUGUAUAAAAGAUAAUCUCUUCAUUGUCUUUCCAUAAUUCAUGCCAAAUAGGUUGCUACUUCUUAUAGAGCAACAUAGAUUGAAAUAGCAAUGGUGAGCAGGACAUACAUUCUUUCCUAGAUCAGUUGGAUGAAAUAGUUAGGAUCAUUGUUUUUUAUAAGAUCACUUUUAAAAGGUGAUUUUAAAAAAUGAUGAAGUUGCUGGUAUUGUUGACACUUGGAAUCAGACGACAAAAGAGUCAUUUCUAAAGUGCUUGUAAAGCCAAAUAAUUGUUUUCCAAUUGUACUUAGUCUCAUCUAUUAAUAAAGGUAGUAGUGACAUCCUUGACCUGCCCUUACAGAGAGGCUUUGAAUUUUGCAAUUGUAGAAAUAAAAUUUUUGACAACCAUGCAAAUCAAUAAAG
Messenger RNA from Callithrix jacchus (white-tufted-ear marmoset), 1770 nucleotides. Its product is annotated as olfactory receptor 51G2-like. Gene Ontology annotation, cellular component: plasma membrane. Gene Ontology annotation, biological process: G protein-coupled receptor signaling pathway. The record is from RefSeq and is a predicted model, not a curated record. Gene Ontology annotation, molecular function: olfactory receptor activity; G protein-coupled receptor activity. NCBI's taxonomy places the organism in Eukaryota, Metazoa, Chordata, Mammalia, Primates, Cebidae.